AUGGAAGGCUUGGUUGGCUUGGAUAGUGCCAAAAUCACUACAAUCAAAUAUUAUUUCAGGUUUAGAUCCGAGCGAAACGAUGUAGAAAAACUUGAUGACUUCACAAAUGCUAAAUGGGACAGUAACUGA
This is a messenger RNA of Haemonchus placei, 129 nucleotides long. NCBI's taxonomy places the organism in Eukaryota, Metazoa, Nematoda, Chromadorea, Rhabditida, Trichostrongylidae. The record is from the annotation of a GenBank genome assembly.